AUGAUUUUUACCAAAGUUGGUUAUGUUUUCUGUUCAUUUUUGUACUUCUUGUCAAUAGUAUUUGCCCAUGGAGAUGGAGGUGGUAAACCUGAGCCAUAUGAAGAUUUAUCAAAUGUGAAAUAUUUUUAUGCAUGUUUAGCACAAGUUAUGGUUGAAGGUAAAUUUUGUUCAUCUAAAGAUAAAGUAUGUUUAUGUACCAAUGAAAAUAAUAUUGCAAGUAUAGCUGGGUGUUUUUAUGAAAUUGGUAAAACUAAGGAAAAAUAUACACAUGGAGUCUUUGAACAAUGUCUGCUUGUUAAAACUUCACCAGUUACAAAAGAUUGGUUUUCCAAAUAUGUCCAAAUUUACAAAGAGAAAGCUAGAGUACCUGUAGCCCCAUCAGCUAAUAGUAGUUCAAGUAUGCAACAACAUUCAAAACGUGAUGGUGCUGCUGCCUCAUCUGGUCAAACAUAUGUUGCGCCAUAUAAUUACCCAAUUAUAUUGAAUAAAAUUAAUCUAGCAUUGUAUCAAGAAUCAUACGCAAGAUUUUAUGACAAUUAUAGUAAUUCUUUAUAUUAUGGUGCUGGUAUGUAUGGAUAUUGGUUGUUAAUUUUAUUACUUGGUGCUAUUGCAAACUGGUUCAAAAUCUUAUUCCCAAGCUUAAAUAAAAAGAUGACUGGACCAUUAAUUAAUUGCUGGAGAAUACAUAUUUCGGUGCCAGCUACAUUUGGAAAGAAAAGAGCACAAGAACAAAAUUUUUUAAAAUUUUUUGGGUUUUUGAUUCCUUCCAGAUUUGAAUCAAUAGUAAUAUUUUUAUUUUAUGUUAUAACAAUCAUACUUCAUGCUGUAAACUCAACCGCUAUAGAGCAUGAGAUUUUGUUGCUGAAAAAGUACAUAGCUACAUUGAGAUAUGUUGCAGACAGAACUGGAAUUACUGCUACUAUGAUGAUGCCAUUAAUAUUUUUAUUUGCUAGUAGAAAUAAUUUCUUACAAUGGUUAGUUGGUUGGAAUUACAGUACAUUUGUAGCUUAUCAUAGACAUACUGCAAGAAUCAUGUUUGCUUUAGUUGUUAUUCAUGCAGUCAUUUAUACUAUAUUGUUCGUCAUAAGAGAACGAUAUGCAUCUUCAUUAACUGAACCAUAUUUUUAUUGGGGAAUAAUUGCAACUGUAUGUGGCGGUGUUAUAAUGAUUCAAGGAAUGUUAUAUUUAAGAAGAAAAUGGUAUGAAUUAUUCUUACUAUUUCACAUUUUAUUAGCAGUAUUUUGGGUGAUUGGAACUUGGUAUCAUGUUGUUAAUUUUGGUUUCAUAUGGAUGGUUUAUCCAGCUAUUGCAGUUUGGUUUUUUGAUAGAUUAGUAAGAAUCGGUCGUUUGUUUGCGUUUGGUUUUCCAUAUGCUGAUGUAACUUUAUUAUCAGAUGAAACUUUAAAAGUUGUUGUACCAAAACCAAGUUAUUGGCAUUCAAUUCCAGGUGGUCAUGCAUUUAUUCAUUUUUUGAAACCAACUUACUUUUAUCAAUCACAUCCUUUUACAUUUACUGAUUCAGUUGAACAAGGUAGUUCUAUUAUCUUAUACGCCAAAGUUAAAGGAGGUAUUACUCAUAGUUUGUACCAAACAUUAUCUAAACAACCAGGUAGAACUUGUAAAAUAAGAGUUGGUGUUGAAGGACCAUACGGUGAAGCAACAGCUGCAAAAUAUGCAGACACAGCUGUCUUCAUUGCUGGUGGUAAUGGUAUUCCUGGUAUAUUUUCAGAAGCAGUUGAUAUUGCCGUAAAUAGUAAAGAUGGUAAAAAUGUUGUUAAACUUAUUUGGGUUGUCAGAGAAUGGAGAUCAUUAUAUUGGUUCUAUGAAGAGUUAUUGAGCUUAAAGCAAACCAAAAUUGAGACAACAGUAUACUUAACACAACCAGAUAAUCAUGUUUUCAUUGAAGAAUUUAAUAGUAGAUUUACAAAUUCAGAAAAGCCAUCUUUUGUUAAAUCUGAUUCAUCAGAUGGAUUAUCACUUGAGAAAGAUGAUUCAGUGAAAGAAAUGACCAAAAGCGAAGUUGAAAUUAGUUCAUGUGAGGGAAAAUCAAGCUCAAUCAAUUAUGCAAAUGAUGCUGCAAGAAUAGUUGAAGCAAUAAGAAAAGAAUUAUCUCAUGUUACAUUCAAUGAAGGAAGACCAAAUAUAGAAAGCAUUAUUGCAGCUGAAGUUAAAGAAUCAAAUGGAUCAGUCGCGUUUGUCACUUGUGGACAUCCAGUUAUGGUUGAUGAAGUUCGUUAUUGUUGCACUAAAAACAUCUCCAACAAGGAAAAGAAAAGGGUUGAUUUUUAUGAACAAAUUCAAGUUUGGGCCUAA
Messenger RNA from Lodderomyces jiufengensis, 2313 nucleotides. RefSeq lists its product as uncharacterized. Gene Ontology annotation, molecular function: ferric-chelate reductase activity. Gene Ontology annotation, cellular component: plasma membrane. The transcript has a single exon. The record is from RefSeq and is a predicted model, not a curated record. Gene Ontology annotation, biological process: intracellular iron ion homeostasis; iron ion transport; copper ion import. Lineage: Eukaryota; Fungi; Ascomycota; Pichiomycetes; Serinales; Debaryomycetaceae. Bases 1 to 2313 code for a protein of 770 amino acids.